Molecule: messenger RNA, 763 nt
Organism: Zymoseptoria tritici IPO323
Lineage: Eukaryota; Fungi; Ascomycota; Dothideomycetes; Mycosphaerellales; Mycosphaerellaceae
Exons: 3
Coding region: 85-576 (163 amino acids)
Source: RefSeq, a predicted model, not a curated record
UCCGCUCACCUGCACACCACCGCUGGCGCGACUCCGCCCCAUUCCAACCCGCAAAUACCACCACUACGCCCACCGACGGCAACAAUGUUUACCACCAAACUCACCACCCUCGCCCUCUUGACCGCCUCUCUCGCAAAUCUUACCUUCGCAGCCCCGCCCGCCUGCGUCAUCGGCGCAGUAAACACCCAAUCCAACCCCCACGACAUCGCAGCCGUGUGUAAAGCGCAGGAAGUCCAGGAUUCGAUCACGAAGAACUGUGGAAACGCACAGGAAGCGGCGCAGAAGUAUUUCAGUGAGGUGUGCAAGGAUGCGGGUGUAACGGUUUCUGCGACAGUGCAGAACGACGACUCCAACUCUUCUUCCUCCAACUCCAGCUCUUCAUCGUCUUCGUCUUCGAGUGACGACGGUAUGAUCCCGACCGGAACUUCCAGUGCUACGAACGAAGCCCAAGCCACGCGCUCCUCCAGCAGCGGCAGCGAAGCGAACCCCACCGCCACGGGCGGUGCGGCGAGAGUGGGUUUGGAGGUUGUGGGAUUGAUGGCUGUUGGACUCUUCGGAACAUUGGCUGUGCUGUAGGAGCGAGGAUUAUGGGAGGGCGAUGUGGGAGACAGCGAAGAGAGAACGUGUCAGGGAGCACUGGAAAGUUAUACCAAGACACCGCUUCAGGCCGAGCGCGGAGAUACCGCGAUGCGGAAUGACGACAGGAUUCGGAGAGAAUCAUACCACGGCAGGAAAAUCACCAGAAGCGCUGUAUGCAGGAUAU